Messenger RNA from Tigriopus californicus, 2958 nucleotides. RefSeq lists its product as uncharacterized. The record is from RefSeq and is a predicted model, not a curated record. The coding region runs from base 550 to 2733 and encodes 727 amino acids. NCBI's taxonomy places the organism in Eukaryota, Metazoa, Arthropoda, Copepoda, Harpacticoida, Harpacticidae. The transcript is spliced from 5 exons.
ACCCACCCACUCACUCACCCACCAACCAACCCGGACAGAGCAACACACCGACCAACUAAUUCACCCAGCCAUCAUCCAGGCCUCUCUGGCCAGGAAAAGCAACAGUUAACUCCUCACUUUUCCCUCCCUGGAUUUUCAGUGGGACAUCAGUGCGACAAAGCGAGGAUCUGUCGAGUGGUUUUCCAACCAACGGGCUUUGGCCUGGCGCCCAACGGGAUGGAGAGACGCACCCUCGUAAUGGUGGAGAGAAUUGCCAAGAAGCAGGAAGAAAAAGAAGAACGAGAACGAGAAAGGUGAGGAUGAGUUGGUGUUGCCACUGAGAAUUCAGUUGCUCACAGCCCUCAGUUCGUGUAAGAUCUCUUUGGUCUUCCUGGGUGAUGAGAAAUACAAACUUGGCGGUGUUACGAUAAUGUUCUAAGACUUGACGUGUGUCUUCUCCACCGACUCGUUCAUUCGCCUUUCUCGCCAAUUUCCCACUCACACCAAAACGAAAGACUCCUCCAUCUCUUUUCCUAACUGGCCGAAAAGAGACCAAAGCAGACUCUCAAAAUGCAUUCGUCGGACAUACGAUCCGCCAGUGUACUCGGCUUACUCCUCAUCCUUGUGAGCCACACCUCUUCCCAACGCUUUGAUCUGUCCUCGCUAUCCCUUCGAGCGGCCGCCCAAAAUGGAGCCUUCAAUUGCGCGGAGAAGGACACGCAAUUCGAAUUGAUCACUGGAUAUGUGUACACUGCACCUGACGACAUGCUUGAUUCCCGGCCAGGGACCCUCAUGCUCACGGAUUGCAUCGAGCUAUGUCGGCGAAAUAGCACUUGCAAAUCCGCCAAUUUCGAGACCGGAUUGUGUGUUCUCUUCGGGUCAUCGGCUGAAGAAUUUCCAGGGGGAUUAACCGCGUCCCAGUUCCCGGUGUUCACCAUCUACGUCCAAAAGAUUUGCCUGACCAAUGUUCCCUCGUGCGAAAGGGCCUGGACCUUCGAGAAAGUCGAUGGAUUUGCCAUGGACAAAUAUGCCAAGAAGAGAGGCCGGGUCAGCUCCAGACUCAAUUGCGAGAUGCUCUGCUUAGCCGAGAAAGAGUUCCCAUGCAGAUCUGCCACUUACAAUGCCGUCAGCGGAGAUUGCCGAAUCUCGGACAUGGACCGCCAUACUGUGGCCAGCACUGGAGACUUUGUCGAAUCCGUGGACGACCAAUAUCUCGAAAGUAACUGUGUCGAUGAUCCCGUCAAGUUGUGCGACUUCCAGCUUUUGGAGAACCGAAUUAUGAAGACCGUUGACUCUGUUUAUCAAGAUGUGCCAACAAUGGAGGCUUGCCGUGAUUUGUGUCUGACUGCCCCUUAUCGAUGCCAUUCCUUCGAUUAUGGAGACACUGGAGAGCGUGUGUGCCGUCUGUCCCAUCACACCUCCACUACAUUGACCCAGAUCCAGGAGCCUUUCUUAAUCAUCGAGGAUGUGGUGGGGACCUACGAGCUGAGCUCUUGCUAUAAUGUGACCAUCAAUUGUCGAGCUGCUGAUAUGAUUGCCACCGUUCGCACCAACAAAAUCUUCAACGGCAAGAUUUACGCCAAAGACAAUCCCAACAGUUGUGUGGUGGAUGUGGAAAAUGGCAUCGAGUUCUCCAUCAAGAUGGCCUACAACGAUAUCGAGUGCAAUGUGAAGAGGAAAGCUCAAGGCGUGUAUUCCAACGAGGUUAUCAUCCAGCAUCAUGACUCCAUCGUCACCUCUGCCGAUCUUGGACUCGCCCUGAAUUGCCAGUACGACCUGUCAAAUCGAACCAUUAUCAAUGACUUUGAUCUCUCCAUCGAAGGCGAGAUCGAGCCAUCCAUGUUUGAGGAAGCCGUGGUGGAAUCUCCCAAUGUCCUGAUGAAGAUCACCAAACGAGGCGGUGCCGAUAUUGAUUCCGCCCAGGUCGGCGACCCCUUGGAGCUUCGUUUUGAAAUCUUUGAUGAGAAAUCCCCCUACGAGAUCUUUGUUCGCGACUUGAUUGCCAAGGAUGGAAAUGACCAGAACCAAAUCGUGCUCUUGGACUCCGAGGGAUGUCCCGCUGAAGGUCAGAUCAUGGGACCCUUGAUCAAGGACGAGACCAACCCCAAGAUCCUGAUCGCCAAUUUUGAUGCCUUCAAAUUCCCCACCAGUCAAGUGGUUCAAUUCAGAGCGCACGUCACUCCUUGCAUGCCCACGUGUGAGCCGGUUGAAUGUGUGUACAGUGACUACUAUGGCGGAGACAACACCAAAGUUACCUCUUACGGCCGGAAACGACGCUCGUUCCUGGAGGAGUACAUGCACACUAAGAAGAAGCGAUCCAUCUCCGAGGCCUCUGGUAAAGAUCUCCUCGUCACUCAAGCGUUUGUGGUGGUAGACAAGUUCAACCGUUCUCCCAAAGCCGGAAAACCAACUUCCACUUCGGCCACCCCUGCCAUCCCCACUUCUGCCAAGGAUAAACCGACCAUAUUCCAACCCUUGCCCACUUCUUCCAAUGACAUGUCCUUUGGUCAGGACACUUCUGCACCCAGCUCCUCAUUCCGUUCCACUCCGUCCUCGUCACGGGAACCGGUCCUUAGUGAAGCUACCGAGAUCUGCUUGAAUGCCGCCGGGAUCGUGAUUGCCCUGUGUCUGUUCCUCCUCGCUCAAUUGGUGAUUAUGUUCAGCGUGGCUCAUUAUUGGCAAAAGCGAAGGAAACUGAAGAAGGAGCAAGAAUCCGUCCAGAAGAUGUUCAAUCCUUACACAGCCAGACGAUGAUGAUCCUGGCGCCAUUGCUUUGUAGCCAUAUUCGUAGCCUCUUCAGGGACGCCACUAAGCGAUCCCAUUUCUCAGUGUGACCUUAGCCGCUUGGACUUGGCGGCACGAGGGCAUUCUUAACGCAUUCUCAGCAGCAACCCCUUUCGGCAUUUCAUUCCCCCCCCAACUGCCCCCUUUAACCCUUCUUUUGCUCAUGGUUCUUACCAGGUUUCUUUCAAUCCAAUU